Orbicella faveolata is the source of this 1466-nucleotide messenger RNA. Its product is annotated as transcription factor MafA-like. Gene Ontology annotation, cellular component: nucleus. NCBI's taxonomy places the organism in Eukaryota, Metazoa, Cnidaria, Anthozoa, Scleractinia, Merulinidae. Gene Ontology annotation, molecular function: RNA polymerase II cis-regulatory region sequence-specific DNA binding; DNA-binding transcription factor activity, RNA polymerase II-specific. Gene Ontology annotation, biological process: regulation of transcription by RNA polymerase II. The record is from RefSeq and is a predicted model, not a curated record.
GAUCAUUUCCUCGCCUUCAGCAUGUCCGAUGAAGCGCUUUUCGUGGAUAUUUCUCCUCUGGAAGAUAUUUUGGAAAAGUUUUUCACAGAUAAUGACACCCCUUCAAACUGGAUUCCAAACCAGAGCUUGAUAGAGCUCCCUAGCGAGAAAGACGAUGGGGAAAACACGCUGUUGCAGUCGCAAGUAAGUUUUAGCUGCAAUGCGGAGUCAGCCAUGGACAGCACGCCUCAAAGCCUGCAAAGUUUGCAAGAAUUCAACCAACAUAUAUCAGACGACGAGUUAACGAAGUUGUCAGUGCGGGACCUGAACCAAAGGUUAAAAUGUUUACCGAAAGCAGAAGCGAAGGUGCAUAGAAGACGAAGAAGAUGCUUAAAAAACCGUGCGUACGCUACAAGCUGUCGACAACGGCGUACAGCGUUCAAAGAACGACUGGAAACAGAGAACCAGCGGCUAAAAGAGCAGCUACGACAAGCGAAAGAACGUCUUUGCAGCGCAGUGAAAGAUAGGGACUCCUAUAAAAAGAGAUUUGACCGACUACACAAGGCUUAUGCAACAUUGAAUGAGCCUUCUUUUGUUAUGGGACAUAAACAGUGAUUUAAUUGUUUUAAGAUAUAAGUACUUUUGUGGAACGAGGAACUUUUUGUGAAUUAUCUGACAUGUGAUUGUAGACUACAGACAGCCAGUCUGACUAAUUUUAGCCUUGCCCUUGGAUACAGGUUAGUGUAAAUGUAAUCGUUUAUUUAUCUCACAACCGCUUAGGAUAUUUUGAGAGAAUUGCAAAAGGGAGAGCCGAGUUUCAACUCAAUACAUCUAACAUUUACCAAAGUCAAGAGGGAAACUCGAUGUUCGGUCUUCAUUGCCGUACUGUUACAUUUUUCACAGAGUGUAAUAGAGCUUUCUGGCUAUUUUGAUUAAUUUUAAACAGCGUGAUGUAUAUAAUCUGCUAAAGUCGAAUAAAUGAUACUCCCUAAAGAAAAUAAUGAGGUAAUGAGUGCAUGUAAAUUCUGUAGAGACGAUAUGAUAUCAAAACAUAUAUUUUCUUAACGUACAAUUUCAAAUUCUUGCUCCUUUCCAUUGAAUAAGCCAUGUAAAUAGUAUAGAUUGCGGAAAUCGUAUUCAAUUUUAUUCGGAAAAUUAAAUUGUACAUAAUAUUUGAUAUGAACUUUAAACAAUGCAUUGAAACCAACUAAUACUGGUAAAACACUUGUCAUUGAAGUAUCUUUAUGUUUUGGAUCAUUCGUCGGAUUUAUUUAAAUCGUUUAGUUUAUAUGUAGUCGUGUUAUUAAUAUCUAGAUAUUAUGUUUUGUACAUUAAAAGUCUUAGUUUGUCAUAAGACAUGACAGAAGUACAAAAACGCAUUUAUAAAUAACAAAGUUGCAAUUCCAACUGAAGUGUAUAGAACUACAAUUUUACAAUGUUGUGCACAAACUGCAACUUUGCUUUUCUAGUAAACUGGUAUAACUAAA